Epinephelus moara (kelp grouper) is the source of this 1637-nucleotide messenger RNA. It is a transcript of the gene doc2b, whose product is annotated as double C2-like domains, beta. The record is from RefSeq and is a predicted model, not a curated record. The transcript is spliced from 10 exons. NCBI's taxonomy places the organism in Eukaryota, Metazoa, Chordata, Actinopteri, Perciformes, Serranidae. Bases 295 to 1509 code for a protein of 404 amino acids. Gene Ontology annotation, cellular component: membrane.
GGGUAGGUAGUAGUGUGUGUGAGGCUGUCAGACAGCAUGGUCUGGGUCUGAGGACAGCACAGGAAGACGCAGCAGCAGCAGCCUCCAGAUCUCCAUGUAGACCAGUGUGGUGACAUCCACAGCUCACCUGGACCCGUCCACCCGUCAGCACCCACCCAGAGCAACACCCACCUCUUUCUGAGAAACAAGAGGAGGGAGAGGAGGACGAGGGGGGUGGGUCUGUUUAUCUUCUUUUUUUUUUUUCUUUUCUCAGUUUUUUGGUCUUGGGAGUAGGCUCCGGGCUGGACCGCAUGCAUGACACAACGCAAAGGCGAGAAACCCACCAUCAGCAUCCAGGAGCACAUGGCCAUUGACGUGUGCCCUGGCCCCAUCCAGCCCAUCAAGCAGAUCUCCGACUACUUCCCCCGUUACCCGCGGGGCCUCCCCCCUUCUGUGCCCCACCAACUGGUGGCCUCUACCCUUUCCAGCUCCGCGGCCGCCACCUCUGCCACCGCCGCUGCCGAAAGUGACCGCUCCAAUGAGGAUAAACCGGACCGGGCUUGUGCCGGAGCCUCCGCCUCCUUACAGGCCACCAAGAGGGACGAGGAGCCCGACGUGGAGGGAUACGACUCAGAUGACUCCACUACACUGGGGACCUUGGACUUCAGUUUGCAGUAUGACCAGGAGAACAAUGCACUGCACUGCACCAUUAAUAAAGCCAAGCUUCCUGUCCCCAGAUACAAGAAGGGGCUUAAGCCGAUGGACCACAAUGGGCUUUCCGACCCCUAUGUCAAGUUGCACCUACUGCCCGGAGCCAGCAAGGCCAAUAAACUUAGAACCAAGACCCUGCACAACACACUCAACCCUGUCUGGAGUGAGACCCUGACCUACUAUGGCAUCACCGACGAGGAUAUGGUCCGCAAAACACUCAGGAUUUCAGUGUGUGAUGAGGACAAAUUUCGCCACAACGAGUUCAUCGGGGAAACGCGAAUCCCCCUCAAGAAGCUGAAGCCCAACCAAAUCAAAAACUUCAACAACUGCCUGGAGAAACAGUUACCUGUCAACAAGACAGAAGACAAGUCCCUGGAGGAACGAGGACGCAUCAUGAUUUCUCUCAAGUACAACACCCAGAAGUCUUGCCUGGUAGUGGGCAUCAUACGCUGUGCUCACCUCGCCGCCAUGGACGCCAACGGCUUCUCUGACCCCUACGUCAAAACGUACCUGAAGCCUGACGAGAACAAAAAGUCAAAGCACAAGACUGCUGUGAAAAAGAAGACGCUCAAUCCAGAGUUCAACGAGGAGUUCUGUUACGACAUAAAAUAUGCAGACCUCACCAAAAAGACCUUGGAGGUAACCGUGUGGGACUAUGACAUCGGAAAGUCCAAUGAUUUCAUAGGUGGUGUAUCUCUGGGUAUCAAUGCAAACGGAGAGAGGCUCAAACACUGGUUUGACUGCCUUAAAAACAAGGACAAGAAAAUUGAGCGCUGGCACACGUUGACCAAUGAAUUACCCGGAUCAUUAAAUGACUGAAGACCCACAUCCUGUCGUCCAACCUGUUGGCCCCCGUCCCUCCCCUGGCUGCACCAGAUAGGACUCCUGCCUUCACUGUCCUUACGCCUCCUCCCAGCUCUUCUUCUCUGGAUUUUCCUCAUGUUGGC